ACUCAUCAUCAUGGUUCCAAGCUCCGUUGUCCUGAUCAAUCUCUUUCUCUUUGUUUACGCCAGCAAUGGCUAUGUAAUGGUAGAGAACUCACAGCCGCCGUCCUUGUCGCCGUCAUGGCAGCCGUCAAGGCACCCGUAUGCAGAUACUAUCUAUCCUCUCACGGCUGGAUGGGAGCAAGCUACAGCAACGGGAGCGAGAUAUGGAGGAGUUUCGAAAUCUGAAUACAGAGUGUCAUCGGACGUUUGGCGGCUUGAGAAAGUAAAAUCUAAGAUCGUAGCAGCCGGCAGGUUGACGGGAAUCGACCCAGCUAUACUUGCUGCCAUUGCCAGUCGAGGAUCUGCAGCAGGUUAUCAACUGAAUUCAAGAGGAUACAGUUAUCAUUCGACAACAAAGUACGGUUACAUGCAGUUGUCCACAACUCGUUAUUACGUUGAUACGUCAGGAGGGCCAAGCGGGCAGGCACAUUUCGAUCAAGCUGCAAAAGUGUUGAAGUCUGCUCUAGAGUAUGUCGAAGACUCCCGCCCAUACUGGCAGAAAGCCAUGCAAGUCAAGGCAGGAAUAGCUGCGUACGACGUCGGCGUCCAAAAUUACAUCAUUCCUUCAACAAUUGCCAUUGACACGGAGACCACUGACAAAGACUACUCUAAUGACGUCUUAGCACGAGCAAAGUACCUCAGAAGAAAAAGAAUUUUUUAGUUAAAAUUACUUUCAUUGCUUGACACAGAUUGUGUUAGAUAGAGAGUGCUAAAUAAUGCGAUCAAGCGCAACUUUCUUGCUUAAAUAUACAGAAAACAGCUGCUUACUCUAUUG
This is a messenger RNA of Corticium candelabrum, 811 nucleotides long. RefSeq names its product lysozyme g-like. Gene Ontology annotation, molecular function: lysozyme activity. Bases 11 to 697 code for a protein of 228 amino acids. The record is from RefSeq and is a predicted model, not a curated record. Lineage: Eukaryota; Metazoa; Porifera; Homoscleromorpha; Homosclerophorida; Plakinidae. Gene Ontology annotation, biological process: defense response to Gram-positive bacterium; peptidoglycan catabolic process. The transcript has 2 exons. Gene Ontology annotation, cellular component: extracellular region.